This is a messenger RNA of Penicillium brasilianum, 2682 nucleotides long. The record is from the annotation of a GenBank genome assembly. Lineage: Eukaryota; Fungi; Ascomycota; Eurotiomycetes; Eurotiales; Aspergillaceae.
AUCACAAGUGCCCUGACGAUCUUUCCGACAGCCGCGGUCCAACGCCCUCCCCCAAAGUUCAAACACGCCACCUGCUCGGCCUGUUCUCGAGGCACGAGACGCCUCUUACACGCUUCGUUUCGAUCUCUAGAUGAGCACCGCGGUUCAUCUAGUAAAUAUACUCCCCAUUUCAAGCCCGGCACAUCCAAUUUCCCCCAGUCGAGAACGUCCCGGCCACUCAAAGAACUAGCUUCGUCCGCCCCCCUUUUGUCCCAUUCCAUUCCGAUCCUCGACACCCGCCGAUUUUCCUAUCUCCGACUGCUUCGCCGCCGCGCGCUCUCCAUGAGGCUCGUCCACGCCAGCCGAUGCCCGACCCCGCGCCUAUGAAGACAGGGCAGACUACCGGACCGCUUCUUCUCGCAUCAGCAUGUCGGAUUCAGUAGAUCGCGUCUUCGUCCAUGCCUUGAAUACCGUGAAGAGGAUUCCCCGGACGGGAACCGCGCGCCCGCCGGCCGCGGAGCGGUUGAAGCUAUAUGGCUUGUAUAAACAGAGUAUGGAGGGUGAUGUCGAGGGCGUGAUGGAUCGCCCGAUAGGGAAUACCCCGGAGGUACACGCGGAGUGCGAGAAGUGGGAUGCCUGGUAUGCUCAGCGCGGGCUCACGCGCACCGAAGCCAAACGCCGCUACAUCGGAACCCUUAUCGACACCAUGCACCACUAUGCCUCACAAACCCCGGAAGCCCGCGAGCUCGUAUCAGAGCUCGAGUUUGUCUGGGACCAGAUUAAAUAUAACGCCUCCUCCUCAUCGUCCUCCGGUCCACUCAACGCUGUCGGCGUCCCGCCUUUAUCACAUCACCAAAGCAGUGCAUACGGCAGUAUAGGCGGACGUCUCGCCCAAUCUCCCACCGACCAAUAUGAAAGACCAGACAUGCGGACAGACGACGCCCGCGACUCACGCCUCCGCGUCCUCAGCCCCGUCAGCCAACCCGAAGAAGAAGAAUACUAUCGCCGGCGACGACGAUCCGCAAAUGGCAUUGCUGAGGACGAGAUGGGAGACGACGACGAAGAUGAAGACGAAGAAUACGAAGAAGCCCGCGACAGUCUAUACGAACCCCCAGACAACGCUUCCUCAAAUACAGAUACACAUACACACACCGGCACGGACCGCACCGGCUCACAAAGCGAGGACCGCCGCGCUCGCUCCCGCUCACACAACCAAGCUCACACAAGACACAAGUCUACCUCCGGCGUCAGCGAUGGCACAAGCCUAAACGGUCCAGACUCGCAAGACCCGUCUAACCCACGAGACAGCCGCUGGCGCCGGCGCGUCGAACAAGCCCUGACCAAAAUGACGGCCGAAAUAGCCGCUGUCCGCGAGCAGAUGGAGGCGCGGACGUCAGCGCAUCGUCGUCGCUCCGGAGUAUGGGCUUGGUUAAAGUGGAUGCUUUGGGCUGUCGUGCGCCAGAUCAUCUGGGAUGUGGCAUUGCUGGGUGUGUUGUUGAUUUGGAUGCGGAUGCGUGGGGAUCGGAGGUUGGAGAUGAAGUUGAAGGAGGGUUGGUCCGGUGUUAAGGCACGGUUGGGGAGGGUCAAGCUUCUUCAACGUGUGCCUGUCAUGCCCUAGGUUUAUGGCAUGUGUUCCUGAUACCCUCAUCCCGACUCUUUCGUUGUUUCCCCAGACAUGUUGAUAUUGGGUUAUCAUGCUGGAACUGGUUUGGUGGCUUGCUGUUUUUGCAUCCUUUCAUGAGAUUUUAUUACCCCCCUUCGUUUACCAUUUGAGGAGUUCUUGUUUUACAUACGUUACUUCUUGUGUUUUUCUUUUGUUCUGUACAUAUGGGUUUCAAUCCGAGGUUCUGGUGUUUCCUUUUUCUCUGUCGAUUUGAUUUCUUUGGUCUUUUUGGUCUUGUCUUGAUAUGGGGGUUGUAUGUAAUGGUCUGUGAUAUCUAUAGACUGGGUAGAGGGGUCGAGUUAGAAGCACGCCUUAUAGAGACAAUUUAGUGUUGCUCAGAUCCAUAAUGUUUUCUAUAUGAUGACGCUCUAGUACGUCCAUCCAGGAAAAUUUUCAAACUUGUGCCGCCAUGCCGUGGCCAUUCAUCCAGCUGGACAUUGUAGCCAGGAAAGAUGGCCUGAAACUGGUGAGCUGGGCCGAUGAAGGCAGGAAAAGGAUAUCUCAUACCCAGAAAUCCCGAUUGAGCUGGACGGACUAUACCUGUUGGGUUAAGCCUCGGACAUGUAUUAGCAGGCACAUCUCUUCAGAAGGCACUAAUCCAAACAACGUCAGCUGUCCCGAGGACCCAAUGCUAGAAUUAACCCCGCAAAGCAAGAUACCAAGUACUUUGCAGUUUGCGAGAGAGACCACAUUUCAAGCGGAAAUCAUAACCAUUCCUGAUGCCAAUUGAUAUUUACACAAAACAUACACCGGACGAGACAGACAGAGUAGAUGAAACACAAGGACCGCUUGCGCAUCUAGUUUAGAACAAACAGAUAAGGGAAAAAGGAGAAGGAGACGCCGGGACCCUGGUUGGCGGUAUAGUAAGGCGUUUCGAGUAAAAUUGGGGGGGUUUGUGAAGGAGGAUUGAACCGGGAGAAGAUCAUAUCAUCUCGGCUCUUUUUAGUACUGCGGUCCAGGGUACUGGGCGUACUUCUGUUUGGGACGCAGAUGAACGGGGACCUGGUUCUCGGGAGCGCCGGGGAUGGUCUUCUUCAGGC